Rotaria sordida is the source of this 648-nucleotide messenger RNA. NCBI's taxonomy places the organism in Eukaryota, Metazoa, Rotifera, Eurotatoria, Philodinida, Philodinidae. The record is from the annotation of a GenBank genome assembly.
AUGGCAGAUUAUCUUUCAAGAUCACCAGUCGAAGUAGCUGAAGAAGAUAUUGAAGAACGAACUCCAUAUGAAUCAACAUCAACACAAACAGAUUUAUUAUUUUCACUAUUAAAUAAUAAUUUAAUUCCAUUAAAAAUAACAACAGCAGUUAUUAGAGCUCAAGCCAAAUUACAACAACAAGCAACGGCAACACCAUCUAGUAAACCAACAGAUGAGAAAAUUAAAGAGCUCGUUCCACUAGGGAUAGCAGCGACUAAUGAAGAACUGAUAAUCAAACAAUCAAAUGAAAAUCCAAACAAAAUCAUCCCAUUUGAUAUGGAUGAUUUAAGAAAACUUCAAGAAGAGGACAAAACAAUCGAAGAAAUAAAAAAGAACAUUAAGAAUAAAAAACAUUAUUUCAUCAAAGAUGGAACAUUAUUUAGAAAACAACAACCACCACGUCCACCAGUGCCAUACGUUCCCGCAGGACGAAUACGUGGUGAUAUAUUAAAAAUUUAUCAUGAUACACCUGCUAAUGGAGCUCAUUUUGGACGUGAUAAAACAAUAAGGAAAAUUCAAGAACGUUAUUAUUGGCCAACAAUGAUAGCUGAUAUUAGAAAUCAUAUUAAUUCACGUUUACCAUGUGCACAAAAUAAUUAUCGUCGUUAA